AAAUCAUCUUCUCUUGAAAAACUGAAUAUUGGCUGUGACCUAUGUGGAACAUUAGGCUACUAGUCGUUUGACUCGAAGAUUAACUGGACCAGUUUCCGAACAUCAUACGGCGGGCUUCCAAGAGGAUUAUCAUUCACAUUCAGCAUUGAAGACAACUUUACAAAGCAUGAAUAAAGGUCAUUAGACACCUCACAGCUCCAUGAGUCAGCUCACUGCUGAUGGAAGAGAAGGCGUCUAGUAAGCCCUCCAUGGUGUCCAGACUGCCUAAGUUUGGUGCCCGCCCGCCGGGCGGCACCACUGUGCCAGUUGCCAAUGGCUCUGCCCAGGCUACGCCUAGCCCGGAGGGCAAGAGCGAACCCACCGGCAAGCCCAACGGCCUUGUCCGUGCCUCCUCCUUCUCGCUCAAGUGGAGGAAGGAGAACGGGAGCCCUGUGCAGCCUGCCAGCCCAGAGCAGGGCUCCGCGCCUGGGGAGAAGGUGGAGCGCGGCCGAGGGCCUCCUCACGGCUCUCCAGGGCCGAGAGAGAUCAGGAAACCGGGCACUCCUAUCACCAAGGCGCGACGCUUUGGCGCGGUGCCGGUGACCAUCAGCAGCCCCAAAGCCAUCCCCAAGCAGGCCUCCAAGAGGAGCCCGAGUCCAAAGCCCAUGCCAAAGCAGUCCCCCUCCAACCGCCCGGCCAGCCCCCAGAUCAACGGAUCCAGGCCGACCCAGAACGGCUCGUCCUCCUCCACGGGGCCCGGCAGGGGCUCUGGUCUGCUGCGUCCGCGGGCCAGCUCCUCGUCCCCGCGCAGCUCGCGGGACGUCCUGUCCCAGUCCAGCGACAGCCUGAAGACUCUGGCGAUCUCGCCCUCCUCCUCCGACAGCAUGGUGCGCUCCCAGAGCUUCACCAACUUCAAGCAGCUGCCCUCGCCCAGCGGCGAGGUCAUCCCGCGCUCCUUCUCCUUCAACCGGGCCGUGGAGCUGGCCAAGCCGCUGGCCAACACCCAGCUGCGCCCGCCCGUACUCCGGGCCCCGCACGUCCACGCCAACGGCCGGGCAUCCGGGCAGCAGCAGCAGCAGCAGCUCAGCAAGGGGGGCUUUCUCGAGCGGCCCUCGGCCUUGGGUGCGGCAGGGUCGGCGACGCCCCCUAGCGCACUGAGGAAGCCCCUCCUGCCCAACUGCGUGCUGACGAAACCCUCCGGCCUUGCCUAUCGACUGACGCGGUUAGCCGGGAACAAGCCACAGCGCCCUCUGCUGGCUGGGAGGAUGGCUGGUGACGGGAAGGCGGAGGAGGGCAGGGGAGGGGAUCCUGCGACUGACAGUGAGGUGUCGCCAGUCACUUCCCCCGACUUUUCUGCUGACAGUGACAAGGUACUUUGUCCAGAUAACCCUUCCGAGGACCACUCUGACCAGAGGGAGAAGGACCCCAGUCUUCCGUGUCCAGGGGAAGGGUUGGAGGACAUGUCCCUUUCAUCAGCAUCCUCCCUGGACCGAAACGACACCAGUGAGGAGUUCCUCGAUGACUUCGAUAACCUGGGAGACCAGUCACAUGACGGCACGCCUGACAACAGGCAGCGGUUGGCAGCGUCCAGCCAGGCGCGACUCCGCAGUUUCCUGAAUGAAACCAUGGACUGGACAGGAGGGAAGACUGAUUAUGGGGUGCAGGCUCCCCCCCAUGCCCCCCUGGCCGAGUCUCCGGAGCCCGACUUCCCUCCGGGCUCGUCUCUGGAGCUGUCGCCGUCCAACAGCUCCGGGGGCACCUACAUGUGGGACGAGGAGGGCCUGGAGCCCAUGGGCCACAACUCACACUGCUGCGGCAGCUAUGACUCAGAGGGCAUCUGUGGGGACAUUCUUAGCAACCUUGACAAUUUGGAGUCAUGUGACCUUGAAGAUGAUGACCUCAUGCUGGACGUGGACCUGUCGGAGGAUGUGUCUCUGUGCAAUGAUGCAGACGGGAUGGCCCACUUUGAGCACUCGGACCGAGGUGGCCGACAGGGCCACUGGAGGCGGAGGCAGCACAGGCUGAACGGACCUGACCAUUUCCACAACGACAACAGCAGGCCGGUGGCGUAUGACGGCGUGUGUAGGCUGGGUCCCAGGGCCCUGCAGCAGCCUGCAGGGAGGGGCGACGCCCACGGGGGGGCGCUGGACGAGCUCACGCUCAAACACAUGUCCCAGGACUGCACCUUCGUCAAGAACCAGCUGCUGAAGCUCAAGAGUCUGCUGCAGUUGGAAGAUGGUGCCGCGAUUCCAGACAGUCCAGAAUCCAUUGAAGACAGCAGUGCUCUCCAGUUGCAGGAGCUGAUGAGAGAGGUGCAGGAUCUGAGGGAAGAGCUGCGAUGUAAGGACCGCACCAUCGCUCAGCUCACGCAGCAACAGCAUCUCCACAAACAGCAGCAGCAGACAGCUGCUGUGAGGUGCCACUGCCAGCAGAGGGCAACAGUGUCCAGGCUGGACAGACGGACGCACCACGACAAAUCCACCCAGACCCCCUGGAGAGGCCCUGCGCCUCCAGUUCUACAAGCUUCCAGCACCUCCCCCAGCAGGCCCCACACCAAGGGAAGCCUAGCAAGACCAGCCCGCACAGAGGGCCGCAGUGACCUCGGGCCAGCUCGGGUGGAGUCCCUCGGCCAGUCGGCCUCCACCCCGGAGUUGGACGGCGCAGUUGUCACCGCUGCCCUCCGGCCCCUGCCUGACCCGGAGGAGCUCAGCGUGCUGCUCAGCAGGCACCUCAAGAUCCACGACAGCGAGGCUCCGACGCUGCCGACGCCCCCCAGACCUCGGAGUCUGGGCCACCCGCCCAGCUUGGAGAGGCCGCUGCUGGGGGAGAGGGCUCUGCAGGGCUCCAGGUCUCUGACCCAGCUGCCCCUCAGCCCCCGCGUCCUGCAGCCUCCCCGCGUCCACAAGCGAGUGUCCAUCCCGGUCCUGGGGACGCAGGGGGACUCCAGAGCGUCCUCUGAUGGCGCGGCGAAGCCGAGUCUGAAGCCUGGGUUCGCCGCGAACUCAAGGCAGCUCAAGCAGCUCCCACCUCCGUCCAGGGGCCUCCCCUGCUUCAAUUCCGGGCCCCAGGGUGGAGGUCCAAGCCUGGCCGCAAUGCUGCUGGCCCAGUCCAAGCCCCUGGGGCUGAAGAGAGAGCCUCCUCACGUCCAGGGAGAGAAGGACACGGGGCAGAGUCCCAGGACCCGCACCCUGGUCCCCAUCAACCUCUUGACAAGAUUCCCCAAGCUAGGCAAGGCUGCUGCUCAGGACCCAGAGUUUGGUCCACGUAAGUCUCUCGAGGAGAUACUCCAAGCCAAAGAUCUACCACGAACUAAGCUCACCUGAGCUGGCGCACACCUGUGCAGCUUGCUCCGAACAACCCGUCCUUCAGCUAUGACUCUUGACUCAGCCUUAGGAGAGACUGAUGAAGAUUCAUGAAGAAUAUGUAGCAUGCUCAGCUUCACUUAUAAAAAAGUAGACACACAUGCACACAUGUGUGAGAGUGCGCGCGCACACACAGACGCACACACACACACACACACACACACACACACAAACAAUGCUGCCACUUUGCAGGUGUUGGAUGUAGAGAACUUCAAGCUUUUCUCCUUUGCCCACCAGUAGCUGCUCCUCUUUUCUAUGCAUAGGUUCACAAUCACAGUGGAUUUUAUACGCAGUUUGAGAUGUUGUGGUGUUUUUUGAAGUAAGUUAUAUUUCUCAGGAAAUGCCAUACAUAAAAUCAUCUCACACCACAGGACCUUUUGUAAACACACACACACACAAAAAAAAAUCUUUUUGGUUGGGUUGAUCCUCCUGGCAAUGGCCUUUUUCGGGGCUUCAGAAGGGGAGAGCAUCUGCCAGAGUCUUUGAUAUAUCAGCCCAUUUGUACUCGUCUGGCUCACAGCAAAGCGUGCUCGUUUUCCAAGGCUCUAUUUGCCAGUGUGGAUAAGAAGUUUGCUUAGCUGAUAAGAGCAUGUGAGUGGGAGGGUGAAGAGUGUAGAGUUAGGCAUGUAACACAUUUACUCAGAAAGAUGGUGUUGUUAUUACACACAAGAACCCUAUAGUUCCGCACAGAUCCAUACUCAUAUACAUACAUAUACAUAUAAAUACAUACAUACAUACAUACAUACAUGUCAGUGGAGGGGUAGUGGUAUGUGACAGAAGUUUGUGUAGUCUCUCCAUGAUAACAGGCAUGUGUCACAUAAACAGAAGUGACACAACCUAUCAGGGCCAGGUGUGAGUGUCAUAUUAAAGGAAGGGAUGUAUGAGGAGGAUGGGCUUAGAUUUCCUCAGACAGUAUCUCAGUACCCCCCCCCCCCCC
Molecule: messenger RNA, 4278 nt
Organism: Sardina pilchardus (European sardine)
Lineage: Eukaryota; Metazoa; Chordata; Actinopteri; Clupeiformes; Clupeidae
Gene: ccser2a
Product: coiled-coil serine-rich protein 2a
Exons: 11
Coding region: 219-3302 (1027 amino acids)
Biological process (GO): microtubule bundle formation
Cellular component (GO): microtubule cytoskeleton
Molecular function (GO): microtubule binding
Source: RefSeq, a predicted model, not a curated record